This is a messenger RNA of Oryza sativa Japonica Group (Japanese rice), 947 nucleotides long. The record is from RefSeq and is a predicted model, not a curated record. NCBI's taxonomy places the organism in Eukaryota, Viridiplantae, Streptophyta, Magnoliopsida, Poales, Poaceae.
GUUCCAUUCCCAGUUCCCAACUCCCAUCAACCAUCCUUCUCGACUCCACUGACCAAACACCCCAGCGGACCAAAUCGCCGCAGCAGGGCGCGCCAUGGAGCCGGCGGCGGAGAAGAGGGAGGCCGAGCAGGAGGAGCUGCAGCAGCAGCACGACGAGCCCGCCGUCCCUUCCGCCGACGACGACGAGGCUGAGGCGGAGGAGAACGAGCGCCGCAACCGCGAGCUCAAGGCCGGCUUCCAUCCCCUUAGGCGUAGAUUCGUGCUAUGGUACACGCGCCGGACUCCUGGGGCGAGGUCGCAGUCCUACGAGGACAACAUCAAGAAGAUCGUCGACUUCAGCACUGUUGAGUCGUUCUGGGUUUGCUACUGCCACCUCACGCGGCCGGUUAGCCUGCCGAGCCCCACCGACCUGCAUCUUUUCAAGGAGGGCAUCCGGCCCCUCUGGGAGGAUCCCGCAAAUAGGAGCGGUGGCAAGUGGAUCAUAAGGUUUAAGAAGACCGUCUCUGGUCGUUUCUGGGAGGAUUUGGUGUUGGUGCUAGUGGGUGAUCAACUUGAUUAUAGUGAUGAUGUUUGUGGCGUUGUACUCAGUGUUCGUUUCAAUGAGGACAUUCUAAGUGUCUGGAACCGUAAUGCAUCUGACCACCAGGCUGUGAUGACAUUAAGAGAUUCAAUUAAGAGGCAUCUGAAGCUGCCACACAGCUAUCUGAUGGAGUACAAACCACAUGAUGCUUCACUGCGGGAUAACUCAUCUUACAGGAACACGUGGUUGAGAGGAUAAGCUCCAUGGUCACAUAUUUAGCUGUUAUCUUCCUCUAAACUAUCGCCUCGUGGAUUUCUUUUGAACCUGUGCUUGCAUGGGACUAAACCUUGCUAUGUGUUGUGCAUCCAAACUCUGUUAUGCUAUGGACAAUCAAAAUGCCCAGAAUUAUCGUGAUGCCUUAUUGUUA